CAGAGUUCGUUUUAGCGCUAUAAUUAGAAGACAUAUGACAAAAAAGAUGGCAGCGAUUGCCGACCGCUGUCCUUCGGAUAUAUUGCAAAAAUGGCGCAUUAUCUGAUAUUUUCACAAUAUUUUAUAGUUAUAAGUGAACAUUUGUGCAGUGCUACAUUGUGAUGGUGUGUUGUUUUACAUGAAUGACAGUGUUAAACGUGUGUAAACAGGACUGCGACUCUCAUCUGGAUAUUGGAUUACACAUAAAAUCAAGGCACGAUGGUGGUGGGAGAGAACAAGCGGUCCAACAUCAUGGACGGCAUCGAGAACACGGGCGACGUCCGUCUGCACGACCACCGGCUGCGGCUCAAACAGAGGUUCGACAUAGUCCGCAAGCUCGGGCAGGGCACGUACGGCAAGGUCCAGCUGGGCAUCAACAAGAAAACGGGGCAGGAGGUCGCCAUCAAGACCAUAAAGAAGUGCAAGAUCGAGUCGGAGGCGGACUUGGUGCGCAUCCGGCGGGAGGUGCAGAUCAUGUCCUCCGUGCGCCAUCCCAACAUUGUACAUAUUUAUGAAGUAUUUGAAAAUAGUGAAAAGAUGAUCCUCGUGAUGGAGUACUGCUCUGGCGGUGAACUGUACGACUACCUCAGCCAAAAGAAAGUAUUACAAGAAGACGAAGCGAGAAGAUUAUUCCGUCAGAUCGCGACGGCGGUUUAUUAUUGCCAUAUACACAAGAUAUGCCAUAGAGACCUGAAGCUGGAGAACGUGCUGCUGGACGACACGGGCAGCGCCAAGAUAGCCGACUUCGGUCUGUCCAACGUGUUCAAAGAGACGUCGCUGCUGGCGACGUUCUGCGGGUCGCCUCUGUACGCGUCGCCGGAGAUUGUUAAAGGGACGCCUUACAUCGGCCCUGAGGUGGACUGCUGGUCGCUGGGCGUGUUGUUGUACACGCUGGUGUACGGCGCCAUGCCGUUCGACGGCUCCAACUUCAAGCGGCUAGUGCGCCAGAUCAGCAACGGGGAUUACUACGAACCCAAGACUCCCUCCACCGCGUCGCCGCUCAUCCGAGACAUGCUGACGGUGGACCCUCUCAAGCGCGCGGACAUUGUGUAUAUUUGUGAUCACUCGUGGGUGAACACGGGCUGCUCUCGGGGCUGCCUGGAGAUGGCGGAGAUGCUGGCGGCCGAGACGCCGGUGCGGCUGGACCUGCUGCUGUCGCUGGCGCCGCCGCCGACCAACUCCGUCGUGGUGCCCAACGAGGGCGAGCUGACAGCGUCAGAGAGCGGCGCAGAGCUGACAACCUCCGCCUCGAUGGCCAUGGUGGAGCCCAGCAGUUCCGCCGAGAAGAGAAUUCUUGACCUCAUGGCCGAGGGCGGCGAGGACGCGAUCAAGCCGUCGCCGACGCGCACGCUCGUGGCCGACAAGCGCAAGCUCGAGCUGGCCGCCUCCGCCGCCGCCGUCGGCAGGAAAAAGGAGCGGGUUCACAGUUCGGCGAGCCUCGCGGGCGCCGCGCCCGAGCCGGCGGCGGAGCCCGGCACGCCGGAGGCGGUCCAACCCACCUUAAAAUCCUCCGCCACCAUGACGAUAUCCCCCGCCCCCGCGCCCGCGCCCGCCCCCGUGGAACUAGCCAAGGACGCCACGCGGGAGAUCAUCAAGCCGCCCAAGGAAGAACCGAAACCCUCCACCAAACCGGGCCCCGCGAGGCACAAGUGCUGCUCGCACGAGGACGAGUCCCCCGCGUCGCCCGCGUCCCCUGUGUCACCGAGGGAGGACGUGUCGGCUGCGGCCGCGCAGCUCACGGGGCUGGCCAUCGCGCAGCCGCAGCCGCUGCCGCUGCCGCAGGCGCCCCAGCAGCCCAAACCUAAGAAAUUCUCUAUACCAGGCGGCAAUGUGGGGAGCUUCAAGGAGCAGUUCGAGCGGCGCGCCUCGCUCACGGCCGCGCCCGAGCCCAAGCGAACCCUCUCCAAGCCCGUGUCGAAGAUCGCCAAGCCGAAGGCGCAGAGCGAGGACCGCGAGCUGCAGAAGAGUCCGGACAAUGGUUCCGUUAGACUGCAGCAGAUCGGGAUCGAGCCAUCGCCGCUGCCGCAGCAGCCGCACCCGCGCCGCGGCGGCGUGCACAAGACGGAGAGCGAGCCCGGCCGCGCCGCGCCCGUCGACGCCGCCGUGCUGCUGCACGACGCCAGGAGGAGCCUGCAGAACUCGAUGGCCAGGCUGGAGGAGGCCAAGCUGGGCGAGGAGACGCGCCGCCGCGCCGCGCGGGACAUCAUCUCCACCGCCAUACGGACAGGCAAGCCGCCGGUGCCGUACGGGCGCUCGUCGUCGGCGGGGGUCGCCGCGCUCAGCGGGCCCGCCUCGCCACCAGCGCCCGCGUCGCCCGGCUCGCGCGUGUUCCGCACCGAGGCGCAGCACCGCGUCGAAGACCACCGCCCCAGGUAUGCCGUCACACCACACCACACCACACCACACCCCGCACCACACCGCCUCGCCACCAGCGCCCGCGUCGCCCGGCUCGCGCGUGUUCCGCACCGAGGCGCAGCACCGCGUCGAAGACCACCGCCCCAGGUAUGCCGUCACACCACACCACACCACACCACACCCCGCACCACACCGCCUCGCCACCAGCGCCCGCGUCGCCCGGCUCGCGCGUGUUCCGCACCGAGGCGCAGCACCGCGUCGAAGACCACCGCCCCAGGUAUGCCGUCACACCACACCACACCACACCACACCCCGCACCACACCGCCUCGCCACCAGCGCCCGCGUCGCCCGGCUCGCGCGUGUUCCGCACCGAGGCGCAGCACCGCGUCGAAGACCACCGCCCCAGGUAUGCCGUCACACCACACCACACCACACCACACCCCGCACCACACCGCCUCGCCACCAGCGCCCGCGUCGCCCGGCUCGCGCGUGUUCCGCACCGAGGCGCAGCACCGCGUCGAAGACCACCGCCCCAGGUAUGCCGUCACACCACACCACACCACACCACACCCCGCACCACACCGCCUCGCCACCAGCGCCCGCGUCGCCCGGCUCGCGCGUGUUCCGCACCGAGGCGCAGCACCGCGUCGAAGACCACCGCCCCAGGUAUGCCGUCACACCACACCACACCACACCACACCCCGCACCACACCGCCUCGCCACCAGCGCCCGCGUCGCCCGGCUCGCGCGUGUUCCGCACCGAGGCGCAGCACCGCGUCGAAGACCACCGCCCCAGGUAUGCCGUCACACCACACCACACCCCGCACCACACCGCCUCGCCACCAGCGCCCGCGUCGCCCGGCUCGCGCGUGUUCCGCACCGAGGCGCAGCACCGCGUCGAAGACCACCGCCCCAGGUAUGCCCACACACCACACCACACACCACACCCCACACCCCGCACCACACCGCCUCGCCACCAGCGCCCGCGUCGCCCGGCUCGCGCGUGUUCCGCACCGAGGCGCAGCACCGCGUCGAAGACCACCGCCCCAGGUAUGCCCACACACCACACCACACACCACACCACACCACACCCCGCACCACACCCCGCACCACACCGCCUCGCCACCAGCGCCCGCGUCGCCCGGCUCGCGCGUGUUCCGCACCGAGGCGCAGCACCGCGUCGAGGAUCACCGCCCCAGGUAUGCCCACACACCACACCACACACCACACCACACCACACCCCGCACCACACCCCGCACCACACCGCCUCGCCACCAGCGCCCGCGUCGCCCGGCUCGCGCGUGUUCCGCACCGAGGCGCAGCACCGCGUCGAGGACCACCGCCCCAGGUAUGCCGUCACACCACACCACACCCCACACCACACCCCGCACCACACCCCGCACCACACCCCGCACCACACCCCACACCACACCCUGCACCACACCCCGCACCACACCCCGCACCACACCGCCUCGCCACCAGCGCCCGCGUCGCCCGGCUCGCGUAUGCCGUCACACCACACCACACCACACACCACACACCACACCCCGCACCACACCCCGCACCACACCCCGCACCACACCCCGCACCACACCCCACACCACACCCCGCACCACACCCUGCACCACACCCCGCACCACACCCCGCACCACACCCCGCACCACACCCCACACCACACCCCGCACCACACCCUGCACCACACCCCGCACCACACCCCGCACCACACCGCCUCGCCACCAGCGCCCGCGUCGCCCGGCUCGCGUAUGCCGUCACACCACACCACACCACACACCACACACCACACCCCGCACCACACCCCGCACCACACCCCGCACCACACCCCGCACCACACCCCACACCACACCCCGCACCACACCCUGCACCACACCCCGCACCACACCCCGCACCACACCCCGCACCACACCCCACACCACACCCCGCACCACACCCUGCACCACACCCCGCACCACACCCCGCACCACACCGCCUCGCCACCAGCGCCCGCGUCGCCCGGCUCGCGCGUGUUCCGCACCGAGGCGCAGCACCGCGUCGAAGACCACCGCCCCAGGGGCGUGUCAGUGGAGCGCAUCAUCCCUAUCGCGGUGGCGGAGGAGGCCCCGCAACCCGCGCCCGCGCCCGCACCCGCCGUCAGCAGGCAAACUAGUCACCAACCGUUAAGACGAUUAACGUCAAACGAAUCGACGGGCAGCGCGGCCGAGUCCGUGUCGAGCGCCGGCGAACCCAUCAAGAAGAGCGCCAGGGAGUUCAUCAUACCCAUAGCGGUGGAGGGCAAGGGAUACGUCACACCGAGCCAACGCAGCACCGAGCCGGAGAUGACGCGCAAGCCGCGCAAGCCCAGACGCAUCAGCAGCCUCGUAAGCGGCGGCGAAUCUGAAGAAGAAGACGACACCCACAUGCAUCGCCUGAGGUCGUCGCGCGCGGCGCGGGCCGAGUCGGUGAGCUCGGGCGAGGAGGACGAGGAGGACGAGGGCUUCCAUCUCCUCACGGCCGAGAACCUCUUCUCCACGCUGCUACACAGGGUCCGCGCGCUGACCAACCGGCUGAACGGCGAGGAGGGGCCCGGCUUCCAGCGCCCGCACUCGCUCUUCAACAACCUCGCGCACGACAACUUCUUCAACAGCCCUCACUUACCCAGGAGAAACUUGCUACGCGAGGGCUGGGGCUCGCGCGACCUGCACGCGGACUUCGAGUCGAUGUUCAACAAGCCGCGCCAGCCGCCGCGAGGUAAUAGUAAGAGAACGGGUAAACACGGGAGCGAGAGCGGCAAAGACUCGGCGCUGGACCUGUCGGACCUGGACCUGAGCGGCAUGCGGCUGAGCGGGCGCGAGCUGCGCGCGCUGUCCGGCCUCACGCCCGCGCUGUCGCGCCGUCUGCAGCGCCAGCUGCUCGCCCAGCUGCCGCCCGCCGCCGCGCAGCAGCUGCGCCGCACGCUCUCGCUCACCGCCUACCCGCCCGCCCGCGACCCGCCCGCCGACCGCGUCGACCCGCCCGCCCCCGCCUCCUCCACGCUGCCGCGGCCGCGGCGGCCCGAGCCCGAGCCGGAGCCGACCCCGGAGCCGCGCGACCCCGGCCCGCGGGCCACGCCCGACCGGCCGCUGCUCAGCAAGUACCUGACCCCGGAGCGCGCGCUGUCGCCGGACGAGCCGUCGGAGCCGGGGCCGCGCCGCGCCUCGCUGCGGCCGACGCCCGACCGCCCCCGGAAACGAGUCUCGCGCUUCCUCCGCCCCGACUUCUUCGACUCGCCGCCCGACGAGAGCGGGUACGCGCGGCAGAAGCGCGAGAAAGAGAUGGAGACGCAGAAGAUACUGAGAGAGAUUCGACAGAAAAGGAGCAGGGCGCUCGAGUCGGGCGUCCGGAGCCCCGAGAGCGGCGCCGCGUCGCCCGGGUCCCGCGAGGAGCCCGUGCUGGCGCGCAGGUGCGUGUCCCCGGGCAUCCUGCUGGCCAGCGAGCGCGGCCGCUCCGACACCCCGUUCCUCCCCAUCCUGGACAACAUUAAAGAGGCCGCCCCGGACGCUCACAAGCUUCCGCCCGAAACCGACCGAAACACUUACGUUGAUAGCAUUUUAGAUAACAAAUUGACUAGGCCGAAAAGCUUCCCUGUAAAACAUUUAGAGCCGUUCGAUGAUCGAAGUCGUCCCGCCCCGACGACGGAUGCGAACGACGAGGCGGGCGGGGAGAAAACUCUGCCGCGGGAAUCUAAACUUGUACGCCCGAAAAGUUACCCCACUAGUAGCCCGUCGCCUGAAAAAGUGUACAUAAAUCGCGCCGCCACGAAGGACCCCGUCAACGGUCCUAGUAGUCCGGUGAAGGAGGAAACGCCUCCGCCGCCUCUCAGUAGUAAAAACGAUGUCGAAGUCAGUUUCAGUAUUAGUUUACCCAGGAAAGCGAAGCCCGCGGCGCCUGUAAACCCGGACAACUCCAUGGAACCGACCCCACUAAAAGAACAGACGCCAGACUCCAAAGAUAGUCCGAGCACAAACCUAGUUGUGAAAAAGUUCGUAGUGGUGAAUAACGAAAGUUCUAGUGAUAAAACGGAUAGUAAAAACCAUAAAAGUGAAAAUGGUGUAGCGAAUGGCGAUUUGAACGGCGGCGCCGUUAAAGCCGAGCCAAAAACUGACGCGAAACCGAAAGUGGUGAACGGCGCAUCUAAAAAAGAAAUCGCGCUGAAAUCUUCCGAAACCGAGGGGAGCGAAAAGAAAGGGACUAUCAAAAAGAAAAUAAUUAAAAAAGUUUCGUCCAAAUCGAAGACCGACGCGGGGAGUGCGGACUCGAAAGAGAAACCCGCCGCCGACAAGAAGAAAGUCACAAAGAAAGCGAAAGAGAAGGAUCCCGAAAACGGCGCCAAGCCGGCCGUCACUAAAAAGAAAUCGGUUUUGCAGUCGAUAGGGCACAAGUUGGAAAAGUUUACGUCGUCCAAGUCGAACUCCCCCGAGAAGUGCGAGAACAAAACUAUCAGCGAGGCUAAGAAAGAUGCGGCGAGUCGCUCGCAGCGGGAGCACUCGGUGCCGGCGAGUGCGGCGGCGCCCACUGAGGCGGGGCUCAUCCGGCGCGCCGUCACGCUCGCACACGUGGCCGCGCUGCACCCGCCGCCGCACAACAACACCGUCUCCAAGGUCCUGGGCCUCUUCAAGAAGUUCGAACCCAAAGAGAAAGCGAAAACUCCAACCGAUACGGAGCCGACCAAAGAAGUGAUCCCCGAGAGCGAACCGGCGGAGGAAUCUGCCGACGAUAAACCCAAACGACCCACGUCGUUGCUCCUCAACGGUCUGGGUCGAAACAGGUGCGGGACGACCGGCGGCGACGAAAACAACGAACUGACGGCACUCAAGAGAGAUGCCGAAUAUAAAAAUAAAAACAGUUUAAAACUGGAUUUCUCCAGGUUGCCGAGAGUUAGGAAAAUAGUUCCUACCGACCCCGCGAUAGAACCGCAAAUUGUGAGCAUCUCCGUAGGUAAAGAGAGCGAGAAGGAGGCGGAGAGGAACGGGACGGGCGAGCGCGACUCGGACGCGAUCGGCCGCGGCCGCUCGCGCAGCCGCUCCGCCCUCUCCAACUCGGAGCUCGGGUCCGAGCCGACCGAGCCCGCGCACCCGCGGCGCGCGCACGAGCCCACCACGCCCGAGCGAGAGGACGUCGUCGACAGAAUACGAAGGAAGAGCUUCUACUCGAGGUUCAACGAAAAGAAACAACGGAGGAAAAGCAAUCUGGUCGGUCCGGGCGCCGCCGAGUACGACCCCGUCGCCGUGCUGCACGGCGCCUCCGACCCCGGCCCGGACCUGUCCCCGGGCCACUCCGCCGCCUCCGACCUCUCGCCCUCCGCCGAGCGCUACCGAUCUCUCCUGACCGACACGCCCGUCAGCACUAGGAACAACUUAAGAUUCGAUAACUACGGCCUGAACGAUAAGAUAGACGCGUACCGAUCUCUCGAUAGAAAAGAAUUCCGGAAGUAUCCGACGCGAAGUUACCUGGAUUAUGAGCGGCCCUCGUACGGCACGCCGGGCGGCUCGGAGUCGGCGCCGGCCCCGGCCCGGUCGCGCUACGGCCGCACGCUGUCCAUGUACUCGCCCGGCAGUUACGCCACCUACCGCCCCAAGACCACCAGGAACUCCGCCAUCAUCCUCAAGGAGAGCGAGAGGGAGCCCAGCCCCGAUAACAUUCUAGACAGAAUUAGACAGAGGAAACAUUACUCGAUUAGCGUCACUCGCAAACCGGACCCCUCCCCGAGGUGUGUAUCGUUCCCGUAUUUUCACGUAAAUAAUUUCAAUAACUUUCCCCCACUUGAACAUAAUACGAGUUGUAUCUGUGCACGCUUCACGCUUUCCGAUUAAAAUUUUCAACACUAAUGCUUUACCGAGUUUUGGCAAACCUAUAAACGAACUGUGAGGUAGGCGUACGUUAUGUAGAAUACUGUUAUCAUGUUAGAUAUCUUUCACUUCUACUGUAUUAUAUGUAAUUUACUCCGGAAUACACGUUUAUAUCAAUAUCAUACUGACAUUUCGGUAGUGCGAUUAAUGUUCUAUUGUGACGUAGUAUCAUGAUUUCAUCGCACACUGCAGACUGCACAAGUGCACUCUGAGGAGCGUUUCAAUAGUUGAUAAAAACCGCAGCGCGUGUGU
Molecule: messenger RNA, 8529 nt
Organism: Cydia amplana
Lineage: Eukaryota; Metazoa; Arthropoda; Insecta; Lepidoptera; Tortricidae
Gene: Nuak1
Product: mucin-12
Exons: 27
Coding region: 259-8241 (2660 amino acids)
Biological process (GO): signal transduction; protein phosphorylation
Molecular function (GO): ATP binding; protein serine/threonine kinase activity
Source: RefSeq, a predicted model, not a curated record